CCAACCCCGGACUGGACCCGCAGGAGCUGCUGCUGCAGGAGGAUGCCAGGGGUUUGUGUCUUAUCAAGGCGCGGAUCGAGCCUCUGCAUUUAGUUUCCAGUCGCGUCCUGCGCGCUUCAGGACGCACAGGCGGAUCAGCUGAGCAGCUUCACUGUCGGAGGAAAACAGGCACAUCUGUGUUCGCUCGCAUUCAUUUUUUUCCUCCUCUUUUGGACAAUUUAGCAGUUUUCUGCCGGGAUUAGAUGCUUUUCCAAGUGUUGGGUGUUGAAGCUGCCCCUGUGAACGCGAUGUUGGAGAUGGUCGCUUCGCAAAAAUGAACACAGACUGCAACAAGCCCUCUAUUUCUCCAAAGCCAAGAGCUGUUUGUCACGCCAGUCUCAGGCUGCCCUCCCCUCUCACAUCUGCAGCCAGGGGUCCUAAACCUUAUGUGGCCCCAAAACCUAAAGUCACAGUGCGGCUAAAUGGCAACCGGGGAGGGUUCUGUAACGGCAAUAUAUUCACUUCAGAUCAUGAGGCCAAUGAGGAUCAUGAGACACGAAAUGGUCGAAAUAAAGUGAUUAUGGACACAUCCCACUCAGAGAAACAAUUAAAGCUCAAGAUCCUUAAAUCCCCACCAACACAUUUAUACCAUUUGUCAAACAGAGAAGAGAGGGAGGAGGAAAAGGACAAAGAAGAGGAAGAAAAUGUUAUUCAGAAAAUGGAUGAGGACUGGAGAUUACCUGACAGUGCCCUAACAAAGGAAGUGGACUCCUUGGAAACACUUUGGGUCGGAGAUGCCAGACUCCCAUGUAACUCAGAGGAGGGGGAGAAGAUGAUUGACACAGAAGUGGCGGAGAACAUGGAUGCUGAAGGUUGUGAUGCGGGCGAGGCACUGGCUGACACAGAUGGCCUCUCAGUGGGAGACUUUUCUGUUAAUAGCACUGAUGAGGAGGGACGCUGCUAUUCUGCUGACAGUCAAGACUCAAAGCAAGAAAAGCUUCAGAUCAACAAGGAUGGAAAUACAGCAGAGGAUUUAUCAUGGUCUCUUACAGACGAACCUGGUCAUCUUGUCAAAGAAAACAUGAUGCACGCUGGUGCCAAACACAAUAUUCUAAAAGAAAAAGAGGAGAAAGAAGAAGAGUCUGGGCGUGACUGCGGUUUCACUUGCAACAUCCUGAAGUUGAGGUGUGGCCACAAGGUAAAGGAAAAGGGUGAAAACCGACAGGACAUUUGCUUUUAUGACUCUGUUCCUGAAAAACAAAAGGCAUGUGAUACGAUGCGAAGACGUGCUGCCUUAGAGAGUGAUCGAGCUCAUGAACCUUUUUACAUCUCUUCAGAGGACAUUAUUAACACGGAGCUGGGGCCGGAGAGUACACUUACAGAAACUAACAUUUCUUCUACAAACAAAAGUGUAGAUUUAGAUGAGGAAACAGCAGAAAAUGGACAAAUAGAUUACCACUUGGGGGAUGAAUACUGCAGCGACCACAGUUAUCAGAACAAAGUGGGGACGUGUGAGAAAGAGCCAUCUGUUCAAGCUGAAGAAGCCAAACUUAAUUUACUGGAGGACGUAUUGAAUCAUUUGGGCUGCCAGUCCAUGUUCAGGCAGGUAUCUGCCUCAGUGCCAACAGACAUGGACAGGUCGCUGACUUCUUCUCUCUCAGGAAGUCAGUUGCUUUCCCCAAAUAACUCUGACGUCUUCAGAGAUCAGGACGACCUGGAGGGUUAUAUUGUGCCAUUUUUGGACGAGACCACUGACGCGGAGCAAGACAACAGCGAUGAGCACCUUUACGAGGAGCCAGGACGAGUUUCUAAGGGGGAAAACCUCUUUUCUUUGGAUAGCAAAGCCACUGGCAUUCGAACAUACUCUCUAUCACACCGCGUUGCCAAUAAUGUAGAGGAUAUGGGAGGGCAGUUUUUUCAGAAGUCCUGCAAAAGUGGAAUCGGACAACCUGCGCUGAGCAGCAGUCCCAUGUUAAGCUCAACACGACACAGAAGCCUUUCCAAACCGCACUAUUUGUCCUUGUACCCCCGUUCAAUCUCCAUGGAGGGACAGGACCGUCCUCUUUGUGUCUACCGGGAACAAAGGGAUGCUCUUUGCCCGUCAGAAAGCUUCUCAAGGUGCUCACCUCUGUCAUCCAGUACCGUGUCCACGCCGACAUCUCUGGUGGACAUCCCACCCCCGUUUGAAUUGGCCUACAUUACCAAGAAGCCGAUAAUGAAGAGUUCCCCAUCACUUCUCAUCGGGUCAGACUUGAAAGAGAAAAACAGGAAAAAGAAAUCCUCAAUUAAGCGCUUUUUUAUGCUUAAAUUUGGUCGGAAAACAGAAAACAAGCCAGUGGUGGAUGUUAAACCAUCCUCUUUUAAAUCCUCGGCUGAGUCCAGCCAUCACUCACCAAGCAGACUGCUGGACUUAGAGAGACACAGCAUUAGUGGCUCUCCACGGCUAAACCAACAUUUGUCUAGUAACCGUCAAGUUUCACCUGAAACAGCCUCCACCUUCUUGUUCUACAAGGAGAGUAAAAGGAAAGGGAACUCUGUGGCCUUCCUCAAUCGCAGCGUCAUCCGUGUGGAGUCCUUUGAGGACCGCUCCCGUGUGCCUUUCAUACCCAUUCCCCUUACCAAGCCUCGCUCUAUCUCCUUCCCCAACACAGAUACCUCUGACUAUGAGAAUAUUCCUGCCAUCAGCUCAGACUAUGAGAAUGUCCAGGUGCCACAGUGGCGGACGGCUCGGCAGGUGCCGCUCGCAGACUUCUUCGAUCGGCCCAGUCGAGUCAUGUCUUCUGUCCAUGAGACAGAUGGUUAUGUGGACAUGAGCAGCCUCCCUGGGUUUGAGAAGAAAACUCAGUCGUCUGAACAGGAAUCAGAAAGUGCCUAUACAGAAGCCUAUGUGUGCCCUAUGGCUGUCAGUCCACAAACUGGUUCAGUGGGCAACGGUCGAGGAGAGACCUUGGGUGACGAGGACCAAGGACGCACCUCCGAGGAGGAAGAUGGGACAGUGGACAACUAUGACAGACAGCCUGAUGGUCGAUCCAGAGCCUUUUACAUCGUGAAAGAGCUGGUGGACACAGAACGCUUACAUGUGACUGCGCUCAAGCUGCUCCAGGAAGACUUUAGGGAAGCAGUGGGCUCAGCAGUUGGGGAUCAAGGUCAGCCAGUGUUGGUUGAUGAGAGGCUUCGAGAGAUUCUCAAUGAGCUGCCUGAUGUUUACAAUCUGCACUGCAAAAUCCUCACUGAGCUGGAGAAUCGAAUCCGACACUGGGAAGACAACCCAAGGAUUGCUGACAUAUUCCUGUCCAGGAGAGCAGAGUUUGUAGUUUUCACAACCUACAUCGGCCACUAUGACAGAAGCAUGAGUUUACUGGAGGACAGCUGCCAGACUUCGCCGGCCUUCGCAGCCAUCGCUCAAACGUUUGAGGAGAAAGCUGCAGGGAAAGUUUCUUUGAAGCAACAGCUCCUGCAGGUCAUUGUGCGUGUUGCUCAGUAUCGUAUGCUUCUCACCGAUUAUCUGAAUAAUCUCUCCCCUGAUUCCAAGGAAUAUGAAGACACCCAAGCUGCAGUAUCAGUCAUGUCUGACAUUGCAGAUCAAGUCAACGACAGCUUGAAACAUGGGGAGAAUCUGUUGCGUCUAAUCAACAUAGCAUACAGUGUUCAUGGCCAGCGGGACCUGCUUCAUCCUGGCAGGGUUUUUGUGAAAGAGGGCACCCUGAUGAAGGUCAGCAGAAAGAGUCGCCAGCCCCGCCAUCUUUUUUUGAUGAAUGAUGUGCUGCUCUACACCUACCCUCAGCAGAAUGGAAAAUACAGGCUGAAGAAUACUCUCCCGCUCACUGACUUAAAGGUCACCAAGCCCUUUAUAGAAAAUGUUCAAAAUGCACUGAAAAUAGAGGGAGCAGACAUCUCGAUCACUUUAUCUGCCAGUUCCUUCCUUGAAAGAGAGGACUGGUUUUAUACUCUUAACCGUGCUGUGACUGAAAAUACAAGAGGCUCUGGAGCUUUCAACAACUGCUCACGAGAGCCCAGAGAUCGUCUUAGACUGUUCCUUGGAGAGAAAGCUCCCACCCUUGUUCCUGUCUCACAAGUGAUGAUGUGCAUGAACUGCACCUCUGAUUUCAGCCUCACUCUCCGCAGACACCACUGCCAAGGCUGCGGAAGAAUUGUUUGUCGAAGCUGCUCCAGGAACAGGUAUCCACUGAAAUACAUGAAAGACCGCAUGGCCAAAGUGUGUGAUCACUGCUACAACGAGCUAAAAAAGAGAGGAGGAGAUGUGACCUCGUUGUCGGGCAAAGGUAGUCCCCAGGUGAGCCGGUCCAGUCGUCCACUCUCUGCAAUGUUCCAAAACAUCCAUCCUCCCAAUAUUUGGAGACAUCGGAAAGGCACCGUCACCUUCACCCGGGUGACAGUGUCAGAAGAAGGCUCCAUCAGCGGCAGUCUACAGCGAAGCAAAAAGACCAAAAGGAACUGGAAGAGACUUUGGUUUCUUCUAAAAGACAAGGUGCUUUACACCUACCGAGCCCAAGAGGAGAAGGUAGCAUCGGAGAGUUUACCUCUACUGGGUUUCACAGUGAAGCUGCCUGACAGGUAUGGGGGAGAUGAGGAGUCCAGCGUCUUCCAGCUGUACCACAAAAACACUUUGUAUUACACUUUUAAAGCUGAGGAUAACUUUACAGCCCAAAGGUGGGUAAAUGCCAUGGAGGAAGCCACAAAUUUAUAGAAUCGACCACUCGGAUGUCUUUCUUCUCCAACAAAUUACUGAUGGCUGUGACUGACUGUGAAAACCAAAAUGGAGAGAUCACGGAGACACUACCCCGACAGGUCUGCAUGUUGCAACUUGUCCAGCAGGAUGAAGGAGAAGAAGACAUUGUGUUCUCUGGGAGAGGACACGAUCACCUACUUUGUCAACCUCCGGUGUGUCCUGCCUGCUGUUACAGCAGGUGCAAUACUAAGAGCCAUGAGAAGCAUUGGCCCAGAUACCUGCCAGGGUGGAACAACAAUGACCCGGACUGCAAUGCACGCGGCAGCUCAGCGGCAACAUUCCUCCGAUUCACGUCAUUUUUGAAAAGGAAGAUACAUUUUAAACUAUAUUACGGACAUGUAGAACAUAUUAACUUGUUUUAAAAAAAAUUGACAAAACUACACUUUCACGAACAGGAAUUCUUGCUACUGUUUACAUAGAGGGUGGAAAAAAAUAAAAAUAAGCAACACACUUAGGCCUAACUCAGAAAUGUCCAAAUCUGUAAUGGCCUAAUUUUUACUUUUGAACUAGUUAUGCCUUAAUUUCAACAAGUGCUCUUUCACUCCAUUUCCAUGACUAAUACUUGGAGGCACAGGUUGUGUCAAAGAAUGUACAAAAGAGUUGCUUAGCUAAGUUCAGUGUUGUUGGACAUUCAUCCUGUGAGUGACUCCAUAUUUUUGAUGGGUUUUGCACUGAUAUAAAGCAUUAAAAGAAUACAGGAACGAGUGGACAUCAUCACAGGAACUGAAAACAUCAACUACUACACAUGAUUUACUAACUACGUGGAGAAUGGAGACAUAAUUUAAAUUCCUACAGUAAGUGCAAUGUAAAUUUAUAUUUGUGUAAAGAUUCCUCAUCCAUCUGAGCAUAGAGGUGUUAACUUGGACUAAAUCAUGUCUGCACUGACCUACGUAAUCAGUGUCUUCAUCUUGUACUGUACUUGAUUGACAAAAUGUAUUUACAAUGGUAUCAUUUCAAUUGUGCAUAAAAU
Cololabis saira (Pacific saury) is the source of this 5699-nucleotide messenger RNA. RefSeq names its product FYVE, RhoGEF and PH domain-containing protein 5-like. NCBI's taxonomy places the organism in Eukaryota, Metazoa, Chordata, Actinopteri, Beloniformes, Belonidae. The transcript is spliced from 21 exons. Bases 314 to 4687 code for a protein of 1457 amino acids. The record is from RefSeq and is a predicted model, not a curated record. Gene Ontology annotation, cellular component: cytoplasm. Gene Ontology annotation, molecular function: guanyl-nucleotide exchange factor activity; metal ion binding.